AGCGACUGAAGUGUGUGGCUGCAAUGUUUGUGGGUUAGAUGAGAAACAAGCGCUGAGUGAAACGGAGAAGGGGGGGCAGCUGGUGUGAUUUGUUUGGUGUUGGGAGCCAAUAGAAAUCCCAGACCGUGAUAAUAUCCCGUGCAGCGGCAAGAGGAGUCAGAGCGAAGUCUGCCGGGCUGCGCUCGCGUCUGCAGGCCAGGCCGGGCUGGCACCGAGCGCCUCCCGCGGCCCCGCGCCCCGCGCUUCUCCUAUGGGCGUCUGCUGGGCUCCGUGUGCGGUGCCUCGGAGCGCGGCCGCGGGAGACCCGACUUGGACCCCGCUGUGGACUAUAUCACCCCAAGGCGAGGGAGAGAGAAGGGGCCCGAGGAGGAGGCUCCAUCACGUCAUUGCAGAAUGCUCUGGAAGCUCGCUCUCUCCCUCUUCCUGGUGGCCGUGCUGGUGAAGGCGGCUGAAGCCCGGAAGAACCGGCCGGCAGGCGCCAUCCCCUCUCCUUACAAGGACGGCAGCAGCAACCACUCGGAGAGAUGGCAGCACCAGAUCAAAGAGGUGCUGGCCUCCAGCCAGGAGGCGCUGGUGGUGACGGAGCGCAAGUACCUCAAGAGUGACUGGUGCAAGACGCAGCCGCUGCGGCAGACGGUGAGCGGGGAGGGCUGCCGCAGCCGCACGAUCCUCAACCGCUUCUGCUAUGGCCAGUGCAACUCCUUCUACAUCCCGCGGCACGUGAAGAAGGAGGAGGAGUCCUUCCAGUCCUGCGCCUUCUGCAAGCCCCAGCGCGUCACCUCGGUCCUCGUGGAGCUCGAGUGCCCGGGGCUCGACCCGCCCUUCCGACUCAAAAAGAUCCAGAAGGUGAAGCAGUGCCGCUGCAUGUCCGUGAACCUGAGCGACUCGGACAAGCAGUGAGCAGGCGGGACGUAGCUCCGCGCCGCCGCCGCCGCCUCCGCCGCCGCCGCCCGUGUCCCGAGCUCCCGCACACGCUGUCUGCGUCCCCCUGGGCGGCCAGUCUCUCGGGGCUGACGGAGUCCUUGCCACGAGCGUGGACCCCAAGUGGCGCUUGGCUGCUGUGUUCCCGACCGACUGGGGCCCCGCCUGCGCGUCCAAACCAGGUCGUGGCUCAGGCGUGACAAAGCGCCACCCGGCAGUCAGAAAGGACUCACAGGGCAUGCGCUGCGACCCCGGCCUGGAUGCUUCCACCAUGUGGAGGCGAGUAUUUCUCUGGCCGCGCUUUACACUCCAGCUCGCUCCUUCCCGUGCGAUGGAGGCAUCACUCUUGUGAGGAGCCCCUCAAACUUCUCCUGCUGGUCCCUGGACCUCUGGCAGGUGGGGCGCGUGCAUUCCUGUGAUUCCAGUGCUGCCCUGGGCUGCUGCUGCGACGCUGGUGUGGACACUGUCCAUGAAAGAGAUGUCGGUGGACGGGAGUCUCCUGAUAAACCUGACAGCAAGAAGACUCCAUGAGCAACUGGGAUCACGGAAGUGGGGGCCUCGCUGUCCGGACAGGCCACGCCUUCCCCACCUGCAGACGCCACCACCUCUUCCUCCCCCGUCCCCACCUGUGGACUCGAGAUGAACUCUAGUGUGCAUGCUAUUGUCGCUGCAGUUAUCCCACACAAGGUCUCUAUAUUAACGCUGGUUUUAUAAUUGACCUAUAUUGUAAAGAGCUGUUAAAAAAAAAAGUAUUCUAGAUCUAUCCAUGUAUUGUUUCACGUGUCUUGACCCUGGCUUUGCAGGAUCCUUCUGAGUAGGGUGCAGAUCAGGUGAUGAUCUGCCCAGAAGGUAUUGUACUCAGAAGUCAUGCCUGGCCAGCAAUUCACUGCCAUGCACCUAUUUUAGAUUGGGCAGGGAGAUGGGGAAAGUCAUGAUUUUAUUUUAAAUACUACAUCACUGAAGGUACUAAAGCAUUGCAGCACAUGUAGAAAUUGAGCUGGGAUGAGUGAGUGUAGGGAGGGAGAUUUACUGGGAAGUUCUUCAUGCUAACCCCCUUACAAUGUUUCACGUGCGUAUGUGGGGGAGGCGGAACUAUUUUUACCGCCAUGAUACUAAGGAAAAAAACCAUUUUCUGUUGAAAUAAAGAGAUAUUUAAGAAUAGAAGGAAUCAAGUCACUUUGUGAUGCGGGAGGAAGUAAAGGAUAAAUAUAUAGAAAAUAGUAAUCUAGUUGAACAGUCCUAGAGAAAGUAACUAGUAUCCUUUCCAAAGAAUAGACUUUAAAAACUGAGCAAACGUUAGGUCACCUUUCAUUACUCUAAGGUAUUGUUGAAGUUUCUGUGUUGUGGUCCCUUGACAUAAUUUAUUUUCCUGCAGAUUACACCUAUUUUGAGUCCCUUUGCUAAACUGACUCAGCAAGGCCUCCCUGUAGUGAUGUUCAUGGGGUCUAAUAAAUGUGAAUGAGUUGUCAUUGGUAGGAGUCAACUACACUAAAAAAGUUUUGCUGGCAACUUUCAAGCAAAUGCUCCUGCUGAAGAGUUGGUUGCUUAGUAAAUGAGAGAGAUGCUCCACAAGCUGCUCUGGGGACUGAAGCUUCCUGGCGCUACCCAGUCAGGCAGAUCUAGAGUCUGUCACCUGGAGAGCAAGGCUUGGGGUGAAGUGUGGCGUGUUGGUGAUUACUUCCUGCUGCUGCACUACAAGUUUUACAUUUUUAUUUCUCUACUACCGUUUAAAAAAAGACACCUGAGCACAGACUGUACUCCUGUGAAGUGCAUCUUGGCUUCAGAAAUGCAUAUAUACAGCCUGAAAUCGGGAGGCAGAAAAGAAAAAAGAAUCAUUGAGGGCUGGAACCUGAGGAUGGAGACAAGUAGAGAGGGUUUACAAGGUCAGGAUUGAGUUUUGCAUUUAGCAGAACACUUCAAGUCAGACUCAAAAAAGCUGUGAAGGAAGGAAAUCCAUAUGUGUGGAAAUCCUAAUGGAAGUCGGUGGAGGAGAGUGGGAAGGCGGCCAGGGAGUCUCGGAUCCAACCGCAAGGUCAACCCUAUCAUUUUAUUAACACAGAACCCACGUAGAUAGGGGAAGGAGUAAGUUAGGAACUCACAGAAUACAAACGUGAGCCCUCUCUUGGAACCCAAUUGUGGGUGUAGCAAUGAAAGCAAUACGAUAUGCUGCAGGGUGAAGCUCCUUUGGGGGUUAUUGUAUGUAUAAAGUUUACCUUCUAAUGGCUCAAAAUGUAUUUAAUUGUUUUCCGUUUUGUUUAUAAAUGAAAAAAAGCUAUAAGUAUAAUGUAAUUAUUUUAUAGGUAUCCUAUUAAAUUAUAGAACAAAUAAAGAUACUCUAGGAUUAUAUGUGA
Molecule: messenger RNA, 3272 nt
Organism: Heterocephalus glaber (naked mole-rat)
Lineage: Eukaryota; Metazoa; Chordata; Mammalia; Rodentia; Bathyergidae
Gene: Grem2
Product: gremlin 2, DAN family BMP antagonist
Biological process (GO): animal organ morphogenesis
Molecular function (GO): BMP binding; receptor ligand activity
Source: RefSeq, a predicted model, not a curated record